ACCAAAAAUUGACACAGCUGGAUUUGAGCUUCACAAUAUAACAGGGCAGAUUCCAGACUCCCUUUUCAAUUUGAGUUCGCUCUCUUACUUGUUUCUUGGAAAUAAUAAGUUAAACGGCACCCUGCCUGCACAAAAAAGUGCGAAUCUUCUCAACAUUGAUUUGUCGUACAAUAACUUGGUGGGAAGCUUUCCUUCUUGGAUCAGUGAAGAAAAUUUACAACUCAAUGUAGUUUCCAACAACUUCACAAUAGAAAGUUCAAACAGCAGUGCUUUGCCUUCAGGAUUGAACUGCCUACAACGGGGCUUUCCUUGCAAUCGAGGCACAUAUUAUAACUUUAGCAUUAAGUGUGGUGGUCCUCCGAUUACAUCUUCUAGUGGUAUUGUCUAUGAGAGGGAUGACGAGACACUUGGUCCAGCCACAUAUUAUGUGACCAACACAAGCAGGUGGGCUGUUAGCAAUGUUGGAUAUUUCAGUGGGAGCAGUGAUCCCCAGUACACAAGGACUUCGUUAUCUCAAUUCCCAAGUAUAGACUCAGAGCUGUUCCAGACAGCUAGACUCUCUGCUUCAUCAUUAAGGUACUAUGGCUUGGGGCUUCAGAACGGGAACUACACUGUAAAGCUCCAGUUUGUAGAAACAGAUUUUCAAAAUACAUCCACCUGGAAAAGUCUUGGGAGGCGUGUCUUUGAUAUUUAUAUGCAGGGGAAUCGUUUAUUAAAGGAUUUUGACAUACGAAAGGAGGCUGGUGGAGUCUCUUCGCAACCCGUUCAAAAGGAAUUUCAGGUCCAGGUAUCAGAAAACUACCUUGAAAUCCAUCUCUUUUGGGCUGGAAAAGGAACCUGCUGCAUACCUCGUCAAGGUACUUAUGGACCUUCUAUUUCAGCCAUCAGUGCUACCCCAGACUUUACACCCACAGGUGAUAACAAACUUCCAAGCAGCAAGAAGAAUAAUAGGACUGGUCUGAUCGUAGGUGUCGUUGUUGGUGCUGGAGUUUUAAGCUUUCUGUCUGUUUUUGUGGUUUUCUAUAUUGUUCGAAGAAGAAAACAGCUUCCAACCAGUGAUGAUGCGGAGCUCUUGGGAAUAGAUGUUAAAACAUUCACUUUCAGCUACGCUGAACUAAAGACAGCUACAGAAGAAUUUAGUCCUGCUAACAAGCUUGGAGAGGGAGGAUUUGGACCUGUCUUUAAGGGAACACUGCUUGAUGGGAGAGUAAUUGCUGUGAAGCAACUAUCUGUAGUAUCACACCAAGGAAAGAACCAGUUCAUAACGGAGAUUGCUACUAUAUCUGCUGUGCAACACCGCAACCUUGUGAAAUUGUACGGAUGUUGCAUUGAGGGAGAUCAACGACUGCUUGUUUAUGAGUUUCUAGAGAAUAGAAGUCUUGAUCAAGCGUUAUUUGGUAAAAGAAGUUUGAAUCUCGACUGGUCAACCCGUUUUGAUAUAUGCUUGGGUGUUGCAAGAGGUUUAGCAUAUCUUCAUGAGGAGUCACGACUUCGAAUUGUACACAGAGAUGUGAAGGCCAGUAAUAUCCUGCUUGACUCUGAUCUCAUCCCCAAAAUAUCAGACUUUGGCUUGGCCAAGCUUUACGACGAUAAAAAGACCCACAUAAGCACCCGUGUUGCAGGAACUAUUGGGUAUCUUGCGCCAGAGUACGCCAUGCGUGGGCACCUUACAGAGAAGGCUGAUGUGUUUGCCUUUGGUGUUGUGGCUCUAGAAAUUGUUAGCGGGAGGCCAAAUGCUGACUCAAGCUUGGAAGAAGAGAAAGUAUAUCUUCUUGAAUGGGCUUGGCAUUUACAUGAAAGCAACUGUGAAGUCGGUCUUAUAGACUCUACAUUAUCAAAGUUCAAUGAGGAAGAAGUAAAGCGCAUGAUAGGAGUAUCUCUUUUGUGCACACAAGCAUCCCCAACGUUACGGCCAUCAAUGUCGCGUGUGGUGGCAAUGCUUUCGGGAGAUAUUGAAGUGAGCUCUGUAACUUCAAGGCCUGGAUAUUUGACUGACUGGAAAUUUGAUGAUGAAAGCAGCUUAUUGAGUGAUGUUGCAAUCCAUGCUAGCAAUUUCAACUCAUUAGCAAGUACAAGCAUAAUGGGUGAUGCAGAGAUUUCACCAGCAAAUGUUUCUAAAACCAUGCUCGAUGAGAUCAUCAAAGAGGGUAGGUGAGAAUCGAUUUUUUUUUUUUUUUUUUUUUUUUUUUCCUUCGGGUAAAUUUACAAACGUUGUAUUCUUCAAUUCCAGGCAUAAUAUGUGAUCAUGCAAUUUUAGAUCUACUUGAUUGUAAAUUAAUUUUUCAUUUUAUUUUUUCCUGAGGUAUUGGCACCCUCCUUGCAUGUUAGUAUAGACUAUAGAGGUGCAGACAUUAAGGCACUAAUUCAGGAAUGCCUUCACACUGAGGUGGAAACUACAAGUUUGUCUUAUAAGCCCCCUUUACUGUCAGGAAAUUCUUUAACAAAUUGUUUAGAUGGAGUGAUUUGGAAUGGGUGGAACAAACAGAGUAGGGCUCCAUUUCUGUCCCCUGAA
This is a messenger RNA of Corylus avellana, 2512 nucleotides long. The record is from RefSeq and is a predicted model, not a curated record. Lineage: Eukaryota; Viridiplantae; Streptophyta; Magnoliopsida; Fagales; Betulaceae.